Messenger RNA from Lemur catta (Ring-tailed lemur), 1894 nucleotides. It is a transcript of the gene CREG1, whose product is annotated as cellular repressor of E1A stimulated genes 1. The transcript has 4 exons. Lineage: Eukaryota; Metazoa; Chordata; Mammalia; Primates; Lemuridae. The coding region runs from base 6 to 665 and encodes 219 amino acids. The record is from RefSeq and is a predicted model, not a curated record.
CCGCCAUGGCCGGCCGUGCCCGCGGGUCCAUGCGCGCCUUGCUGGCCGCGCUGCUGGCGCCGGCGCUCUUGUCGCUGCUCGCGUCGCCCGCGCGCGGCCGCGGCGGCCGGGGUCACGGCGACUGGGACCCGGUCAAGCUGCCUCCGCUGCCGCCCCGCGAGGACGCGGCGCGCGUGGCCCGCUUCGUGACGAACCUGUGCGACUGGGGCGCGCUGGCCACCGCCUCCUCGCUGGAGGAGGUGCGCGGCCGCCCCUUCGCCGACGUGCUGUCCCUCAGCGACGGGCCGCCGGGCGCGGGCCGCGGCCAGCCCUACCUCUACCUGAGCCCGCUGCAGCUCACCGCGCACAACCUGCAGGGGAAUCCGCACGCCACGCUGACCAUGUCUUUGGCGCAGACUGACUUCUGCAGGAAACAUGGAUUUGAUCCUCAGAGCCCCCUUUGUGUUCACAUAAUACUGUCAGGAACUGUGACCAAGGUGAAUGAAACAGAAAUGGACUUUGCAAAGCAUUCAUUAUUCACUCGACACCCUGACAUGGAAACCUGGCCUGCCAGCCAUAAUUGGUUCUUUGCCAAGUUGAAUAUAACCAAUAUCUGGGUCCUGGACUACUUUGGUGGACCAAAAAUAGUGACACCUGAAGAAUAUUAUAAUGUCACAUUUCAGUGAAGCAGAAUGUGGCGCAUUUAACUAACCACACGUGUGAAGUUCCUUAGGAGGCUCAUCACAGUUACAGGGCUUACUGUUUCUCUGGAAAGUUUCCAGAAUAUUAGUCAGUUUUCUGUCACAUGCUGGUUUCCUUGUUUGCCUGCUUAUUUACCAGAUAGAGUUGGACUGGAUUUCUUGAGAGAUGUGGUUGCUAAAUUUUUUUUUUCCGUAUUUUGAAGCCAUUUACAUGGAGAAAUGUCUUUCACUACAAUUAAAGAAGUUUUGUUCCAUCAAUUCCAAAGAUGCUUCCAACAGUGCUCCUUAAAGAGGGGCAAGCACCAGAUUUAGAUUGCCCCUCGGCGUUGGAAGGUGCUGGAGCCCCCGGUGCUGGGAGUGUGCCCACUCAGCACCGCUGCUCCGGAGCGCCUGAGCCUGGUUCCUGCGACGGCGUGCCCAGAGAAACCUUGCCAAAACAGCAAGCAAGACGUAACACCAGUGCAGCUUCCUACUCACGUCAGUUUACGUCUGACAGUCCUGAGUAGUACUGAUCCAGCACAGGACAAAACUAUUUCGUAUAAAGAACUUUUCAAAAACCUUUUUGCAUUCUAAAAUGAUACUCAUCUAGAACAAAAGAAGUUCGUAAGACUUUUCCUAAAUUUGAUUUCCCCACGUAAAUGGAGACUGUAUAAUCAAAACACACACAUUGUUUUUGGGGGGAUUGCAAAAGAAAGAAGGGAAUUUGGUGUGUCUCUGUUAUUCUUUUAUAAUCAGCUUUAACUCAGGCAUGGACCAGCUCUGGCUAGGGACAAAGUCUGUGUCCCAAACCACUCUGCAUAGCUUUUUAAGUACUGCUGCUCCCGGCAGCGACCUAAGGCUUCGGCAGCUGCUCUGAAUCUCUAAAUAGCUCCUACCGCUGCUGUGACCUAAACCAGGUCAUCAGACGGAAGAGAACAUGGCAUUUAAAAAAUCACAUUUCUGUGGAAGAGAAGACACUAUUUAAUUUUAUUACCCAAACACAUGAUUUUAGAAGAUGACAUCAAGUUCCUUUUAAAGAAGUAUGUCAGGAAUCAAGCCACUGAAUUCUUAAAAGGUAAAGAGAAAAGUUAAACAUGAGUCAUUAUGUUUGAAAAUACAAAAUGAACUGAAAUCAAGCAGACAGCUUCUGUUUAAGAAAAAUGAUUUAUACUAAACUUAGUCAAAUAGAUUUCUUAUUCAAAGCAUCAAUAAUUAAAAGCAUUAUUUUAAUGAAA